AUGGGAGGAAGAAGACACUGCCUCCUAACUUGAAGGUGAAGGGUCGCUUAAUGUUUGUCGAUAAUGAUGGUUCCACUAUCGAAGUAGACGAACACUCCCAGGAGGGAGUAGGUUCAGAGGCGGGCAGCGUAGAAACUUCAGAGGGUGGAGUAGUCGCUGCCGUUCCUCAGAAAGGUAAGGCGACCGGUAGACGCCGCGGAGGCUCCCGGUCUAGGAGUCAAGUUGACCCCAACGGUCCUCGAUGGGAGAAAGCGGGUCUCACUGAGGACGUGUGGAGAGACCGGUACUCACCGCAGGCCUGUAUUCGCUGUGGUCAAUACGGCCAUAGUCAGUACAAGUGCCGCAAUAAGAAGUGCUUCGGGAAACACGUCGGGCCAGUAGGAAUAGUAGCUGUUCCUGCUAGGGUCGAGGUGGUGGAGACACCCUCACCAUCUCGAGAGAUGGCCCAAGCUACUGACUCCAGCGUUGUCCUGCAAACACGUUCAGACCCAUCGAGCCUCUGUUCGAUGAAUGUGUUCGAGUCCUUCGACGAGCUAGAGGUGGAGUGGUCUAGAUCAGAUCCGCUAGCUUCUUGGACGGCUCUAGUCAAAGCCCCUAAGGGUGAGAUGUUCGUCAACGAGGUUGUCAUUGGCGGCCGCAAGGCCGGGGCCUAUUACGACACUUGCUCGACUAGGAACUUUAUCAGUCGCGAGUGCGUUGAGAGACUGCGUUUACAAGGGCGAGUGCAGCGCCUGAGUCGACCUGUGGAGUCGACCUGUGCCAACAAACAGCACAUGGUAGUCAAUGACUACCUCCAGGAUGUUGAGUGUUGUUUCCCGUACGCGGGAGGGGACUUGAGACAUCGUGUCUCGUUCCUAGUGAGUGACGAGCUCCCAAUGGAUAUGUUACUAGGUAUGUACUACCUCUCUGUGGCACAGCCCCAGUUUGAUUGGGACCGAAAAGUGGUCAAACACAAUUUGCCAGGUGGAGGGACCGCCAGAUUACAUAAGUUCAAAGCUAGUAGUCUGAUUGAGUCCUAUGGGUGCAUGUGUGCGGCAGCGUUCUACAAUUACUAUAAGCAAAAUCAGGAGGAGGGUAUGUAUUUAGUCUCUGUCUCUGCUGCAGGCGAGCCGGUGAAAAUGCCGCCGGAGAUAGAGGGAGUUGUUGCUAAGUACCCUAAUCUAUUUGAAGAGCCAACAGGGGUUGUUGAGAGGGAGGUCGUCCACGCGAUAGAGAUUAUCCCGGGGUCUAGUAUCCCGAAGGGUAGGAUCCGGAUGUCUCCAGGCGAGCUUGAUGAGCUUCGCCGCCAACUCAAGGAACUCGUAGAGAAGGUCGAGGAGCAUGUUGCACAUUUGGACAAAGUCCUUAGUCUCCUGCGACAGCACAAGUUCAAGAUCAACGGAGAGAAGUGCGAGUUUGGCCGCACCCGUGUCUUGUACUUGGGUCAUGAGAUCUCCGCGGAAGGUUUGAAGCCCGAUGACGCGAAGGUGGCCAGCAUUCGUGAUUGGCCACGUCCUCAGUCUGUGACUGAGAUGAGAUCUUUCUUGGGAAUGACAGGCUACUAUAUGACUUUCGUUAAGAAUUAUAACAUAUUGGUCGCUCCUUUGACUGAUCUGACCCGCCUUGACACCCCAUUGGAGUGGCAAGAUGAGUGCGAAGCUGCUUUCAGACAUAUGAAGCAUGCGUUGACGCACUACGAGGUCUUGAAACUUCCUAAUCCUGGCAAGCCGUUUAUAGUCACCACGGAUGCCAGCCAAUAUGGCAUUGGCGCUGUGCUCGCGCAGCAGGAGGGGCUAAAGUUGAGGCCUGUAGAGUACAUGUCCAAGAAAAUGUCGUCUCAGAAGUUGCCUAAGUCCACCUAUGAGAAAGAACUCUAUGCGGUUUACAAGGCUCUGACCCAUUGGAGACACUAUCUCCUUGGGAGAUUCUUCAUCCUCAAGACUGAUCAUCAGACCCUGAGAUGGAUGAGAACCCAGCCUGUACUUUCUGACGCCCUCAAGCGUUGGAUCGAAGUCAUUGAACAAUAUGACUUUGACCCUCAAUAUCUGAAAGGGGAGUACAACAAGGUUGCGGAUGCCUUGUCGCGUAGACCUGAUUUCUCAGGUGCGCUGAUUACUAAGUUCGAUCUGACAGACCAUGUUACUCAGUCUUUGGUGGAAGCCUAUCGCGAGGAUCAGUUCAUGUCUGAGAUCAUACGCAGACUUGAGGCGAAGGACAACAAGACUUCUGCCGAGUUUGAAUUGGUCAAUGGCUUGUUGUUCCUUGAGAAGGACGGGAAUAAACGAUUGUGUGUCCCAAAUAGCGAGUCUUUGCGUAGUUUGUUUUUAGGUGAGUUCCAUGAUGCCACCGGCCAUUUUGGGUAUAAGAAGACCGCAACCAACUUGCUGCAGCGGUUCUGGUGGCCCUCGAUGAUGCGAGAUGCCCAGCUGUACGUGGAGACUUGUCAAGUUUGUCAACGGGACAAGCCACGUACUCAGGCUCCUCUUGGGCUUCUGAAGCCCCUUCCGAUUUCGGAACGGCCUGGUGAGAGUCUGUCCAUGGAUUUCAUGGAUACUCUGAUCACCAGCAAGAGUGGGAUGUGUCACAUCUUCGUCAUCGUGGAUAGAUUUAGUAAGUAUACUAGAUUAGUACCAAUGUCGGAAACAGCAAAGACGGAGUAUGUGAUCCGGAUGUUCAAAGAGAACUGGGUUAGAGACUUUGGAUUACCGAAGUCUAUUGUCAGUGACAGGGAUGUCCGAUUUACCAGCGAGUUGUGGAAGGCCGCUGCUGCAGAGCAGGGAACUCAGUUGCAGAUGACUUCUGGGAAUCACCCAGAGGCCAAUGAACAGGCAGAGCAACUCAAUCGCGCUGUGCAACACCUGUUGAGGCACUACAUGAAGCCCAACCAAGUGGACUGGGAUGAGAAGCUUGCUCUCAUCGCCAGCCUGUACAACAAUGCUGUACACAGCGCCACUGGGAUGCUUGCAGAUAUUGCUGCCAUGGACCUUAAUCCUGAUAAUGAAGACAGCUUGUUAUACAGCAUUCUCCCGCAUGACAUUUACAAAGAAGUGAAUGGUUCUGCUUUGGCCGCUGCAUUGAGGUCUGAGAAGCUUGCAGACGUGCUGAAAAAGCAGUCCGGACAGGGGAAAAGGGGUGGGGCUUUCCUAUCUGGCAUGGCUUUCAGAGAGAAAGAGAAACGCGGCUCAGAGGACAAUGGUAAAGGGACUCGCCCAAUUACAGUGUGUAGCACCCGGGCAGUGUCGACGAUGCCCGCUGGAACAUUCGAGAACCUCGUGUCACGCUUUGCCAGUCCAUUAAUCUAUGAAUUUCGUUGGCGUGGAAAUCGUCACCGUCACAAGGAGAGAUUAUCCUACUCUCCCAGCAGCCUGCCAUUCGAGGCAAGCUUUCCCCCACAACCACAGGCACGACCCACUCCUGCCAUUCCUGCUCCUGCUAGGGCUGCUACUGCCUACUAUACCACUGCCAUCCGUUCUCGUGUACGCUUUCGUCCUGCCACCAGCCCUGCCGCCUCUGCUGACCCUGUUGCUGAUUCUGGUCGUGAGCCGACUUUCCAGAUUGGGAAAGACAGAUGCCAGGUGGAUGAUGCCCUCGUAGGACGUCCACACUGUGGGGGUGCCAACGAUCCUGCGGCCGCGGUUCCCAAAGCAUCAAGAAAUCUCCUCAAGGGUGGACAGCCUUCUCAGAGGCCAAUCUCAGCAGGCAACCAAUGGCCAUUUGUUUCGGCACCAACUGAGGCCAGUCAUACUGCUAUGUCUCAACAGGGCGCUGGCCUGGAAGAUCUGGAGGAGAUGGAUGGUGGCGCUGGUUGGGGUGCUACCCUUGACGUCCAGGACUCUGGAUCGCCUAUAGGGGUGUUACCUGGGAAACAGGUGCCUCUGCCUUGUCCUAGUGUGGCUCGGCCACCAAGGAUCCCGACAUCCAACAAUCCACCUGAAGUCUUGGGUGCCGCACUCUGGGCGACUAGAAGAUCGCACAAUCGGUAUAAAGGAUCUAAUGAUCCGGAGACAACCCUCAGGGGUCGGAGGAGCGAUAGUCGCGGGAGCCAGAGUGGCGAGGAAUCGAACACAGUAAUGGGGACCUCGACACCGGCACGCGCAGGAAGUGCCUCGUCACCAUCUCCGGGAGCGGAAGUCGGUUGACGGAUAUCAUGCACUCCGCAUAAAGACUCGGGCCGCUGAGCAGACAAAAAAAAAAAAUCAAAGCCCCAUGCAACC
Chara braunii is the source of this 4193-nucleotide messenger RNA. NCBI's taxonomy places the organism in Eukaryota, Viridiplantae, Streptophyta, Charophyceae, Charales, Characeae. The record is from the annotation of a GenBank genome assembly.